Daucus carota subsp. sativus is the source of this 1955-nucleotide messenger RNA. RefSeq lists its product as uncharacterized. The transcript has 6 exons. The coding region runs from base 284 to 1891 and encodes 535 amino acids. The record is from RefSeq and is a predicted model, not a curated record. NCBI's taxonomy places the organism in Eukaryota, Viridiplantae, Streptophyta, Magnoliopsida, Apiales, Apiaceae.
AGUGACCACCAAUUCUGAGAUAGAGACAUGAUUGAUCAACUUCAACUUUCUCAUUUUCUCACCUCUUGUUUUGAAAUUACUCAUCCUUCUAACUCCUAUUUGCCUAAUUUUCUUUGGCUUUUGAAUGCUACUAGACCAACAAGUAUACUUAACAUUUAUGAUUUAUGCAUGUCUGCAUAUAAUUAGACCACAAUUAGGCCAGAGUGUUGGUUUAGUCCUGUUACUUUCCUAACCUCUUUCUCAAGCUCUGUUCUUCUCCCUCAAGAUCUUGUGGCAACAUAGCAUGAAGGGAACACUGGAAAACGACGAUGUGAAAAACGUGGAUGAAGAGAAGGAUGAGAGUUCUACUGAAACUAGUUGCAGGUUUAGGUUUUGGUGGAAUGAUGAUCAGAGUUUUUCCGCGAAAACCAUGGUGCAGAAACUGAAGACAGGAGCUCUGACAAGUACAAUACUGUUUAGUUUAUUUAUGUUUAUCGGAACCUUCUUGGCGACCCGGUGGCUAGAUGUUUCUAUUUUUUCAGGUGAUGCAUUUCAGAAUUCUAUUUUUGCCUCCAAGAAUGGUAGGUCAGACUCAAGGCCAGCUACGUACCAACUCCGGUGCUCUAAUAGCAGCACAACACAAACAUGUCCAGUUAUUAAUCCAAAAAUAUUCGACAGGAAUGAUUCAUCAGCUGAGAAAUGUCCAGAGUAUUUCAGGUGGAUAUAUGAAGAUUUAAGACCAUGGGAAAAGACUGGACUUACAAGAGAAAUAGUCGAAAGUGGCAUUAAGACGGCCAAUCUCAGAAUUUUGGUAGUUGAUGGAAGAUUGUACAUGGAGCAAUAUACAGGAGUUUUUCAAACAAGAGAUGUGUUUACAAUAUGGGGAAUACUACAACUUCUUAAAUUUUAUCCCGGUAAAAUACCAGACUUAGAUUUCAUGUUUCAUUGUGGUGAUUUACCAGUGAUCCCUAGGAGUGAUUAUAUGGGAGUAAAUGCAUCCAUUCCACCACCAAUGUUUCACUAUUGUGGGGACGACUCAACCUUGGAUUUAGUUUUUCCGGAUUGGUCCUUCUGGGGAUGGCCUGAAAUCAAUAUAAAGCCAUGGGCGCCUCUGAAAAAUGAGCUGAGAAAAGGAACCAAGAAAACAAAAUGGCGGAAGAGAAAACCUUACGCGUAUUGGAAAGGGAAUGCAUGGGUGAGUAAAAACAGAGGAAACCUGAUGAAAUGCAAUGUUACUGAUAAAAAUGACUGGAAUGCUCGGCUAUAUCAAGUUAACUGGGAUCAUGAGUCGAAGAAAGGGUUCAAGCAAACAAAUUUAGCAGACCAAUGCACUCAUAGAUACAAGAUAUAUAUUGAAGGAAGAGCAUGGUCUGUCAGUGAAAAAUACAUUCUUGCUUGUGAUUCCAUGACUCUUCUAGUUAAGCCACAGUUCUAUGAUUUCUUUACUAGAAGUUUACAGCCACUGGUACAUUACUGGCCUAUAAAUAACAAUAACAAGUGCAAAUCAAUUCAAUUUGCGGUGAACUGGGGAAAUUCACAUCAAAACAAGGCUCAAAAAAUUGGAAGAGCAGGGAGCAACUUUAUCCAAGAAGGAUUAAAGAUGAAAAAUGUGUAUGAUUACAUGUAUCAUACACUGAACGAAUACGCAAAGCUGAUGAAGUACAAACCAACAGUUCCACCAAAAGCAAUUGAAGUGUGCUCAGAGACAAUGGCAUGCAAUGAACACGAAGAGUUGAAUAAAAGGUUCAAGAUGGAGUCAAUGGUGAAGAACCCUUCUGAGUCAAGUCCAUGUAUGUUGGCUCCUCCGUUUAGUCGAAAUGAAAUUGAUGCAAUAAAAGAAAAGCAAGAGAGUACAAGAAAACAGGUGGAGGCAUGGGAAGGCAGAGGGAAUGUUAGAAAAGUGAAGUUUUAGUGCAAAAAUUGUAUAGAGUUUGUUGUCUGUAGCCAAACUUCUUUCCAAUUUUUUCUCCCCUUCA